This is a messenger RNA of Rotaria sordida, 1023 nucleotides long. The record is from the annotation of a GenBank genome assembly. NCBI's taxonomy places the organism in Eukaryota, Metazoa, Rotifera, Eurotatoria, Philodinida, Philodinidae.
AUGAGUACAACGAAAUUAGAAUUAACCAAUCCAAAUAAAAAAGAAAUUUUAACAAAAUCAAUUCCAAUAAAUAGUAUAUCCGAUGAUAGUGAAGAUGAAAGUAUUGAAAGUAAUAUAGUUAAUCAAGAAAAACAACAAUCUUCAAUAUUAUAUUUAUUUAUUAAACGUUAUAUACAACAAUUAAAACUUGUAUUUCAAUCAAUUAUAUCUGAUUUAAAAGAUUUUAAAUAUUGGCAAAUUAUUAUAUUUAUACUCUUUGCUACAUUCAAUGUUGUUUUUUCGAUAUUGGAUUUUAAUUCAUUUUUUUCACAUCAACAACCACGUUCAUUAUUAAAAUGGACUAAUGAUGUAGAAGAUGGAAAACCAUUAUGGCGUCGUAUUUUAUUAUGUUUUUCUGGUAUAUCAGCAUUUACAAAUAUUUUAUAUGUUGGACUUGUAAUCUAUGGUAAGAUUUCAUCGUUUUUUUGGGGUAUUACAGGUGCAAUUCUAUAUGGUAUUUAUGCAUUUGCUUAUGGUUAUGUUGGUGAUGCACAAUUAUUUGUAUUCUUUUUUUUACCGAUGCAAUUUAUUGGAAUUUAUUUAUGGUCAAAAAAAUUAGAUAAUAAAUCUACAACACGUGUUAAAUCAUUAAAAUUUAGUGGUUGGAUAUUUAUUUGUAUUUCAAGUUUUCUUCUAACAUUAUUAUUUUAUUAUGAAAUCCCAAUGUUUUCAAAAUAUUUAGCAUCGACGUAUUUUUUUGAAGACAAAUUUAUACCACAUGUAUUUGAUGCAACAACAAAUGCAUUAAAUGUUAUUGGACAAUUUUUACUUAUUGCUUGUUAUUGGGAACAAUACAUUAUAUGGAUAUUUGUUAAUAUAAUGUCAAUUAUUAUGUAUAGUGGUCGUCUUGGAACACCUCUAGAUAUUAAUUUAUUACUUGUAUGGAUUAUGUUAGCAAUUAGUUCAGCAUGUGGUUUAUAUAAAUGGUAUCAUCGUUGGAAAGAUUCCAAACAUAUAUCAUCAAUGUCAAAUAUAAAAGUUUAG